UGGUUUCGACACUCAUGGCGCCUGCGUGGUAAACCUGGCGACUCAAGUGCAUCUGUCGCUCUGCUGCACGUUGUUAACUUGGAUUCUGUAAAACUGUUGUAAAGAGUGCUAAAAGAAGACUAGUACAAUGAGCAUUUCUGUGAUUCAGACGAUCAAACAACAUGAAGGCGAGAGAAGAGGCCACGGAUAUCGGCCGGCUCGAGUCCACGAUCACCUAUACGACCCAGUACACACAGUCUCGUGUGAAAAGGACCAUGCACGGGCCACCUUUAGGGCACAUGCAUCACUUGACCGAUUGAAGAGAGUUCCAGAGUACAAGACCAUGUUUAGCAGUUUGCCUCACCAUCCUCGCUUCACUCUGAGGCUGGAGGCUUCAGAUCCGGUGCCAUCUUUCAUAGACCGCCGAUGGAGGGGAAGAGUGGAGCAACGGAAAGAAGCUCUUCAGAAAUUAGUCGAAUAUAAUCCAGCUUUCAAAAAUCUAAAUAUAUACGAAAACCCCGAUGUAUCAGGAAUGAAUCGGUGGAAGUAUUUUAAACGCCCUCUUAUACCAUACCUGCAUCAGGUCCUUCCAAAUGUUGUUCUUGCUGUGUCAAAUGCAGAUUCAUAUGUGGUCCACGAGAAGGGGAAGCCUCCUAUAAAAUUAGUGCAGAGUGUCGGCAUUCAAACAGAUUACCGAGACAGCGAGACCCAGACUGACCCCUACUCUCCUGAGUAUGUCGUCCGACCAGGAUCAGCCCCAGAACUUCUCACUCUUGCCAGCCUAACUUGGGGUCGGGGGUUGCCAGCAGGCUGGGAAGAAGUGAAGAUGAUCACACGUGCCCGAGAGAAGCGGGCAUGGGAAGCAGCUCUCCCUCCUUUAAAUGAUUUAUCACAGCUGCAGAAGCGCCGGAAAAUGAUGGACGAAAUGGAAAGAAAGGAGUGGGCUUUUCGAGAAAGGGAAAUUGAGAAGUUGCAAGAGAUCCGUCUGAAAGUGCUACAGCAGCUCCUAAAAGAGAGGGAUGCUAAGCAACGUGAAAUUCAAGCAACACGGAUGGACAAUCGGUGGAAGCUGUUACAAGAAGAGAAAGAAAAGAAACUGACAGAAAUACACAAAGGCCACAUUAGAGCUAUCAGAAGAAUCACUGGAAAGAUGAAAAAUGUUGAAGGGAAACGAGAAAGACAUGAUGUGAUUGCUGAAUAUGCUAACUAUGGAUCUCAAAUAUAUGCCCCUCUUUCUCGAACUGGGUUAUUUCCAGAUCGUGAUUCUGAGAAAUAUGUUGUGAAAAGUAACUUCCUUAAUACAUAUGAAGGUUUAUUGGAGCUGGAAGCAUCUCUUCCAGAUUUUGUUACACAGCCACGGAUAAAAGUUCCAAAGCCUAAAGUAAUGACUGGAUACAUCCGACGAACCGCUCGGCGUGAAAUGGAGUUGACAGAAAUGUACCAGGCAAUUAAAAUGAAGGACAUGGUAGUACCUGAGAAGAAGCCGCUGAGAUUUCUUGUGAAGAUAGAAAAGCCCGUGCCACGCCCACCUACUCCAGGCGUCCAAGCACCACCUGAGGGAGAGGAAGAGAGAGAGCUAGCUGUAAUCUGUCUUCAGAAAUUAAUAAGAGGAAGAGCUAUUCAAAACAUGAUGUUUGAAGGCAAAGAGAAAAGGAUUGAACUGAUUCAAGAGCUUCGGACCACACAUGCCCUGCAAGAGGACAGACAGCUUAUUAAGAAAACGGAGAAGCAAGUCAUUCUGGCAUUACAACGGCAAAGAGAGCUGCAUGAACACAAGGUUUCAACAGCUGAAGGUCAUAGGGCAAACGUAGAAGGUGGUCUUCUGGCAGAUUUAUUUGAUUACCUCUCCAAGGAACUGAUUCGACUGCAGGAGGAACGGCGCAUACAUGCACUUGCUGUGCUGGCAGAGCGAGACCGUCGGUUAAGGGAGGCAGAAGAGAGUGGUCUCCGGCAACUGGAGGAGAGGCGGAGAAGGGAGGAAGAUGAGAUUUUUAAACAGGUUGUGAGGGUGCAUCAAGAAACAGUAGACUGUUAUUUAGAAGACAUCAUUUUUAGCAACCUGGAAAGUACAGCCGAUGAGCAAGCAAGAGAGGAGAUACACAAGGUGGCUGAAGAGAUAAAUAAUAUUGCCUAUACAAUGGAGGAAACCCGGACACGCCUUCAGUCAGAAGAAAUUGUUGCAGAACUGGUGUACAGUUUUCUCAUUCCAGAAGUGCACAAAAUCACAUUCCGAGAAAAAGUAAAACAGUCGCAGCUCAAGCACUUGCGUGCUGCCCGUGAAGUGGUGCACAAUGUGAUUCAGAAUGGGCAGAAGGUGCCAGAAGUUCCAAAAGAAGAAACAGGAAGAAUCUCAGAAGCUCCUACGCAGUAA
This is a messenger RNA of Erpetoichthys calabaricus (reedfish), 2350 nucleotides long. It is a transcript of the gene cfap91, whose product is annotated as cilia and flagella associated protein 91. The coding region runs from base 128 to 2350 and encodes 740 amino acids. The record is from RefSeq and is a predicted model, not a curated record. NCBI's taxonomy places the organism in Eukaryota, Metazoa, Chordata, Cladistia, Polypteriformes, Polypteridae. The transcript is spliced from 17 exons.